Messenger RNA from Teleopsis dalmanni, 1822 nucleotides. RefSeq names its product maltase A3-like. Bases 14 to 1747 code for a protein of 577 amino acids. The record is from RefSeq and is a predicted model, not a curated record. Lineage: Eukaryota; Metazoa; Arthropoda; Insecta; Diptera; Diopsidae. The transcript has 6 exons. Gene Ontology annotation, biological process: carbohydrate metabolic process.
AUUUGUUAGCGUAAUGACUUGUAAGUGGACGCUAGUGCUGCUGCUGGGCUUAAGCAUAUCCACGCUAGCUGAAAAGCCGUGGUGGCAAACCGCGUCAUUCUAUCAAAUCUAUCCGAGGUCAUUCAAGGAUAGCGAUGGAGAUGGUGUGGGUGAUUUGCGUGGUGUGACCGAAAAUAUGGAUUAUUUAAAGGAGAUUGGAAUAACUGGCACAUGGUUGUCACCAUUUUUAAAAUCGCCCAUGGCUGAUUUUGGCUACGACAUAUCUGACUUUUAUGAUGUAGAUCCACUUUUUGGCACAAUGGAUGAUUUUGAAGAUAUGAUGAGUAGAGCCAAGGAAUUAGAUUUGCGUAUUAUUCUUGACUUUGUGCCCAAUCACUCAAGUGACGAAUGUGAAUGGUUUAUAAAAUCAGCAGCAAGAGAUCCGGAGUACGAAGAUUUUUAUGUUUGGCAUCCUGGUUUUGAAUACAAUGGAGUACGAUAUCCACCCAAUAAUUGGGUUAGUGUGUUCCGUGGAUCGGCAUGGGAGUGGCAUGAAGGUAGACAAGAGUAUUAUUUCCAUCAAUAUCACAAGAAACAACCAGAUCUUAACUAUCGUAAUCCAGCUGUGAAAGAGGCUAUGCAAGAUGUUUUAUUGUUUUGGUUGGAUAAAGGUGUUGAUGGUUUUCGUAUUGAUGCAAUACAUCAUGCUUUUGAAGUCGCUCCAGAUGCAAAUGGCAAUUAUCCUGAUGAACCACGUAACUGGUGGAACAACGAUCCAGAGGAUUAUGGUUACACUGAUCAUGUGUAUACAGCUGAUCAGCCUGAAACUCAUCAAUUGGUAUACGAAUGGCGUAGCUUAUUGGAAGAAUAUCAAGCACAAAACGGCGGUGAUGAGCGCAUUUUAAUGACUGAAGCUUGGUCAGAUAUUGAUACGGUAAUGAAGUAUUAUGGUGAUGGAACUAAAGAUGGCUCACAGAUACCAUUUAAUUUCCAAAUGAUCAGUAACUUAUGGUGGGACUCCGAUGCCUAUCACUAUUCUGAAAUGAUUAAUUCUUGGUUAGAUCGUUUGCCUGAAGGUAAAGCAGCUAAUUGGGUGAUUGGUAAUCACGAUAAAAAUCGUGUUGGUUCACGUUUCGGUUCGGAUCGCAUGGAUAUGUUUAAUAUGUUACUCUUAACCUUACCUGGUUGCAGUAUCACUUAUAACGGUGAAGAAAUCGGUAUGACAGACGUGUGGAUUUCUUGGAAAGACACUGUUGAUCCACAAGCUUGUAACAGCUUUGAAGAUGGGUAUGAAUAUCGUUCACGAGAUCCAGCACGUACACCUUUCCAAUGGAGUAAUGAACAUAAUGCUGGAUUCAGUGAUAGUUCCUCAACUUGGUUACCUGUCGGUGAUAAUUAUCAAACUGUUAAUGUGGAAACUGAGCGCGAUGAGCCUUUAAGCCAUUUGAAUAUCUAUAAGCAAUUACAAGAACUUAGAAAUGAAGACACAUUCAAAAAUGGUGAAGGUGAGGUAUUGCCAUUGAAUCGUUAUGUUUUGGGUGUUCAUCGUUACUUGCAUGGUGAUUACACAUAUGUAACGUUGCUCAACAUUUUCGACAGUAUUGAAAACUUCGAUUUGAGCAACCAUUUUGAUAACAUGCCAAGCUCAUUCGAAUACGUUGUGAUCAAUGAUAAGUCAAUUAGGGCAAUUGGCGAUGUUGUUUCGAGCAAAAGUAUUACUUUGAUGCCUAAGGAAUCAGUGGUCUUGAAAUCAACAACCAGACAAUAAACGACCAAAGUUAUUUUAAAUAUUAUAAAAUAAUUAUUUGUUCUGCUAUAGUUUUGUGCAAAUACAUUUACAUUA